Molecule: messenger RNA, 2964 nt
Organism: Gadus morhua (Atlantic cod)
Lineage: Eukaryota; Metazoa; Chordata; Actinopteri; Gadiformes; Gadidae
Product: RNA-binding motif, single-stranded-interacting protein 3
Cellular component (GO): ribonucleoprotein complex
Molecular function (GO): RNA binding
Source: RefSeq, a predicted model, not a curated record
CACACACACACAAACACACAGACGUUAAGAAACGCACACUCAAAGCAGACACGGGCAGACGGCGCAGGCAGACAAACGCGAGAACACACGCGCGCACGCACACACAUCCGCACGCUACACGCAUACACGGGGACAGCGCCGGGCAGCCGAGCAAAGCAUCAGGGGGACAGCUUAAGGCAACCGGAGAGGGAUCUCGGCAGGAGAAGACAAGAGCUGAAGACAAGAGGAGGAGGCACCUUGUGGAUCAGAAAGGAUUUUGAUCCCUCUUUCUUUCUCCGGCUUCCCCCCCCCCCCCCCACCCCCCUGUGCAGUGUAGUAGAGUGAACAGUGUCCUGAUAAGGUUCAAAUCUUUGCCUUUCAGCGGAAAGGAGUUGAGCUGCUGCCUGCCUGUGUGCUUUAUUAUUUUAUUCUUCUUAUUUCAUGUCUUGGAUGCUUUAAAAAGCUGUGCUGGGGCAUUCCAGGAUUUAUCCGCGUUAUCUCCCUCUGGAGCUCUGAAACAAAAGACCAAAGAGAGAGAGAGAGAGUGUGUGUAAAAGCGAGCAAGAGAGAGAGAGAGAGAGCCAGACGCAGGUUCACUGCCGGACCACCCUCGUCUCUGCUUCUCCUCCUCCUCCUCCUCCUCCUCCUCCUCAGCUCUCUUCCUUCUCCGCUCCUCUCACUCGCUCACAGUCCACAGUCUGCGUGCUGCGAGUUCGCCGAUCGUGGAUCCAGCGGAGGGCUUCCACGGGGGUCUGAGAGGAAGAGAACAGAAGAACACAAAUUGGUAUUAUCCGUCUCAGACUGCAGCCAAGUUGUUCGUCUGGCGCGAGCGGGGGACUCAUCUCGUGUGAUCGAGGCAGACGGGAGCGCACAGGAGAAGAAGGGACGCAGUCGGAGAGAGGGAGAGAGGAGAAGGAGGAAUAGGAAGAAAGGAAUAGAAAGUGUGACGGUGGGAGAGAGGCAUUGAGGGGCAUGUUCCGAGCAGCGCAACAGAACAGUCAGGAGUGAGUGUGAAUAUCUUUUGGGGGGGGUGAGCGACAACAAACGCGCCGAGCAAAGGAGAAACAGCAGGGGUCCUGUCCGUCCUUCUAUCAGUCCCCUCUUCGUCUUCUCCCCCCUUUUCCUCCCCCCACCCCUCCUCGUUUACCACGCCUCCCCCUCCCUCUCUGAGAUUCCCCCGGCGUCUUCCACUGUCACUUCAACCCCUCUAUCCCCGGUCCAUCUCCUGGCACCUCCUUCCACCAUCUCCCUAAUCGCCGGCAUCUCUCGUCGCUCGUUACCUCCCUUCCCUCGCUACCGCUCGGAUCCUUCCCCCCCUCCAUCCCCUACCAGCAGAAAAGAGGAGGGGGUCAACUCUCUCCCCCCCCCCCCCCCCUACAACCCCUCCAACCCACACUCUGAGAUCUCCACAUCAGAAGGACAGACUUUAUCGCAUCCGUCCAAAGAUCUCGACGAACGAUCUGGAGCCUGAGUGACAAGUGAUCGCGCCGCCGCCACUGCGUCUGUCCCUCCGUGCUUCCUUCCGUCCGUCCGUCCGUCCGUCUGUCCCUCCUUCCAUCCGGUGGAGAGUUUGGCUUUUAGGGAACGAGCAGAGCCAGUCGGUCGUCCCUCGCUGGAAGUAUCGGGGCCGGUCCCUCGCCCAGCAGCAGCACGGCGCCCCCUCUCUUGCCAGGGUCUCUCGCACCCUACGCCUUCAGGGACUUUGAGGCGGAUUCCAGCUACAUGGGAAAACGCUUGGAGCAGCAGCCAAUGUACCCCCAGUACACCUACUACUACCCCCAUUAUCUCCACACCAAGCAGUCCUAUGCUCCCCCCCCUGUGCCCAUGGCGCCGCCCAGCCCUGGCACCACGGGCCUGGGAGGGGGCCAUGGCGGCGGUCUGGCGGAGCAGCUCAGCAAGACCAACCUGUACAUCCGAGGGCUGCCCCCGACCACCUCCGACCAGGACCUCAUCAAGCUCUGUCAGCCCUACGGGAAAAUCGUGUCAACAAAGGCCAUCUUGGAUAAGAACACGAAUCAGUGCAAAGGCUACGGCUUCGUGGACUUUGACAGCCCUGCGGCGGCCCAGAAGGCCGUAGCUUCCCUGAAAGCCAGCGGGGUUCAGGCGCAGAUGGCCAAGCAACAGGAGCAGGACCCCACCAACCUGUACAUCUCCAACCUGCCCGUGUCCAUGGACGAGCAGGAGCUGGAGAACAUGCUGAAGCCCUUCGGCCACGUCAUCUCCACUCGCAUCCUGAGGGACGCCAACGGCCAGAGCAGAGGCGUGGGGUUCGCCCGAAUGGAGUCGACAGAGAAGUGUGAUGUGGUGAUUCAAAAUUUCAACGGAAAGUUCCUCAAAACACCACCAGGCAUGACAGCCCCGGCGGAGCCAUUGCUCUGUAAAUUUGCUGAUGGAGGCCAGAAGAAGAGGCAGACCCAGAUCAAGUACCCUCAGAAUGGCCGAUCAUGGGCCCGGGAAGGAGAGACUGGCAUGGCCUUGACGUAUGAUCCAACUGCCAUGCAGAACGGGUUCUACUCCUCGCCGUACAGCAUCUCUACCAAUCGGAUGAUCGCACAGACGUCCAUCACACCCUUCAUCGCUGCCUCUCCUGUUUCCACGUAUCAGGUGCAGAGCACAUCCUGGAUGCCUCACCAGCAGUAUGUCAUGCAACCAACUGGUGCUGUGAUCGCCCCGUCGGCCGCCCUUGACUCCAGUCUGUCCCUGCAGCCCUCCAGCCUCAUGGCACCCCUCACCCAGCAGAUGAGCCACCUCUCCAUGGGUACCUCCGGCACCUACAUGACGGCCGCAGCUGCUGCUCCUAUGCAAGGAACCUACAUCCCCCAGUACACUGCCGUGCCCGCCACCGCCAUCUCUGUGGAGGGCAUGGUGACGGAAGCCUCUCCGCAGACAGCGCCCCAGUCCUCGCAGGACGGCGCCGGGCAGCAGGCACUGGCGGUGGACGGCGGCGGGGAGCACGCGGCCUACGUCUACCAACAGACCAAGUGA